This is a messenger RNA of Clarias gariepinus (North African catfish), 798 nucleotides long. It is a transcript of the gene rax, whose product is annotated as retinal homeobox gene 3. Gene Ontology annotation, biological process: positive regulation of transcription by RNA polymerase II. The record is from RefSeq and is a predicted model, not a curated record. NCBI's taxonomy places the organism in Eukaryota, Metazoa, Chordata, Actinopteri, Siluriformes, Clariidae. The transcript has 3 exons. Gene Ontology annotation, molecular function: RNA polymerase II cis-regulatory region sequence-specific DNA binding; DNA-binding transcription factor activity, RNA polymerase II-specific. Bases 7 to 798 code for a protein of 263 amino acids.
ACUUCAAUGCGGUUUCUGGACUCAGAGAUGAUGGAGGAGAGAGUUUUAGGCCACCAAAGCAGAGUUCACAGCAUCGAGGCUAUUUUGGGCUUCAGAGAGGAGCAGAGCAGCCUGAAGAAGAACAGGAUGGACAGUGUUCUUUGUGACGUCAGAGCCGGCGACCCGGUGAGCCCCGAGUUAUCGGAAGGUGCCGACGUGAAGCUCUCGGACGAAGAGCGCGCGAAAAAGAAGCACCGGCGCAACCGGACCACGUUCACCACCUUCCAGCUGCACGAGCUCGAGAGGGCGUUUGAAAAGUCGCGUUACCCGGACGCGUGCAGCCGAGAAGAGCUCGCGCUCAAAGUCAACCUGCCGGAAGUGCGCGUGCAGGUUUGGUUCCAGAACCGUCGUGCUAAGUGGCGUCGUCAGGAGAAGUUGGAGUUGAGCUCCAUCAGCCCCAUCAAGCUGCAGGACUCAUCUAUGCUCUCCUUCCCCAGAUCUCCUGCUCUCGAACCCUGGAUUGCACCACCUUGCAUCUCUUCCUCCACUUCUCCACUGCACUCCUUCCCACCGUUCUUUACCUCUCCAAACAGUUACACACCUCCAUCUUUCCUCGGGACACCCACCAUCAAUCAAGCUCUGCCCCCAGUGGGAGCUCCAUGUCCUACUCCUUCAGCUCCUCCUCCUCCACUUCCCUUUCACUGUUCAAGCUUCAUGGACACACUGUCUCUGGAGGACGCUGACCCUCGCAACUCCAGCAUCGUCUCGCUCAGGAUGAAGGCCAAGGAGCACAUUCAGGCCAUAGGGAAGACCUGGUAG